Messenger RNA from Sporothrix schenckii 1099-18, 594 nucleotides. RefSeq lists its product as uncharacterized. The coding region runs from base 1 to 594 and encodes 197 amino acids. NCBI's taxonomy places the organism in Eukaryota, Fungi, Ascomycota, Sordariomycetes, Ophiostomatales, Ophiostomataceae. The transcript is spliced from 2 exons. The record is from RefSeq and is a predicted model, not a curated record.
AUGAAAUGCAAGCUUACGGACGUUUUGCUACCUCUUGGAUCCAACUUUCGCCUCUUCGACAACGCCAUGAGCGUGUGGAUUCAUGAUCUGCAGACACCGCUCACACUCACCCAUUUAUGUCUCCUACAUGUGCCGAGUGGUCUCGGUGCGAAGGCAAUGCCGACCAGUACACCAACCCCGACCUGUCCCCAAGGCCCAUCUUCGUACGAAAUUGUGGCUAGUCGGCGGAAGUGCCCUUCGGAUAUUUCUGUUCACGAGUUCGAGGCCCUUCAACGUCUCCAGUCGGGGACAUCGUGCAGGUGGCCAACAAUGGCAGUGGAGCUCGGCUGUUCCAACCUCAACUUUGGCAAAGAAGAUGUGUCGAUGUUAUUUGUUGGCCUAGCACAUCAAGCAGGCCCGCUUCUACCGGCGUCUGGGGAGCUCACCACAGCACCUGUGUCGCACAAAGACGCUCUGGGUGUUGUGCAUGGCUUUUUUCUAGACGACAACUUUCGCAACUGUGUCUUGUGCGAGAUUGAGAAGCGCCUCUUUGGCAUUGGGUCAAACGAAGGACCAUACAGUGCAAGAGCUCUCUUUUAUGUUACUCCCGUUUGA